Balaenoptera musculus (blue whale) is the source of this 5633-nucleotide messenger RNA. It is a transcript of the gene ZNF783, whose product is annotated as zinc finger family member 783. Bases 1522 to 3312 code for a protein of 596 amino acids. The transcript is spliced from 7 exons. NCBI's taxonomy places the organism in Eukaryota, Metazoa, Chordata, Mammalia, Artiodactyla, Balaenopteridae. The record is from RefSeq and is a predicted model, not a curated record. Gene Ontology annotation, biological process: regulation of DNA-templated transcription.
CAAGAAUACCCUCCUGGGGCCAAGAUGGAGGCGGUGCCUGACCUGGAGCAGCGCCAGAGGCCUGAUGGCGUAGCCUGACCUGCAUCCUUCCUUAAACCUAGGGGGAUGAGAAGAGGCGUGUGUGGGAACACUCACCAACACCCGUGGUAGCCGAGGGCUGCAGGCCAGGCAGUCUGAGCGUCUGAACGUUGGGAGGUAGAGAGGGCAGGUGAGACACGGUGGGUGCACCAGGGGUCCUGGGGAGCAGUUAGGGGUCUUGGCUUAGCUACACAUGUGGCCGUAUGGGUCCAUCUUAAACAUGGUGCUUAGUGGCGAAUGUAAGAAGUUGAAUGAGAUCUAUAACACAAUCCCAUUUCUGUAAAUUUAAAACAUGUACACAAAACAAAUCACUUUGUAAGAACACAUAGAAGCGAAGAGUUACAUACAGGCAUUACAGUUGCCCAUGGGAGGAGUGAGUGGGAUAUCGGGUUGAGUAGAAACUAAAUAAAUAGAUAAAAACGAGCUUGGUCGCUGUAAGGUGAGGGAUUAUCUUGGUGUAGAAACGGAACGUGGAGGGAAGCUGUCGUAGGGCAGCGCCGUGAGAGGUGCUCAGCUUCACUGUACGGAGGAAAACGUCUGGAGCAUCUCUCCUAAAUCGCUUCUCCAGUCUCCUGCCUGCGAGUUUUUGCAUUAGAGAUACCCCCUGUCCCAUCCUUGACUAUUCUUACCUCCCAGUGAGUGCUUUAACGUGACCAGCCUUUGCCUCGCAUCAUGGGGAGAAAAAGUACAAGAUAGGGUCCUGUUUCUCCAGCAAAGUUAGGUUCUUCUUGAGGCAGGGAAAUGAUUGUCUUAAUCCAUCAGACUAGUGUCAUAAUGGCUAAUGUUUACUGAGCACUCAUGUGCUAGUCACUGUUUUAAGUUCUUCACAUAAAAAUGAACUUAAUCCUCACAAGACCCUAUGUGGUGGGUAUGAUUAUUACCCCAUUUCACACGUGAGGUGCGGGAAGAGACCUGAAAGGUGACGUAGAAGCAGAGGUGACGUGGAAGCAGAGGUGACGUAGAAGCAGAGGUGACGUAGAAGCACAGGUGACGUAGAAGCAGAGGUGAUGUAGAAGCAGAGGUGACGUAGAAGCAGAGCUGGCUGUGAACCAGGCCGUCUUGCCUCAGUGCUCGCGCACUGCACCACGGGCUCUGUUGCUUCUGGUUGACCACGAUUAAGUACCUCGUGUCUGGGUUGGAUUCUAAGUCCUUGUUGCCCAAAGUGUGGUCUCUGCACCAGCAGCACUGGCACCCCCUGGGAGCUUGGUAGAAAGUCAGGCUCUGAGACUCACUGAAUCAGAAUCUGCAUUUUUAACAGGAUCUCCAGGUCAUGCUCUGCACACACAAUACACUGUUUCAAGUGAUACAAAAAAUCUUGCCUGCUUCAACUGUCCUUCAUUGAAAGUCUGCUCUGCUGGGUGAUGAGAAGGAAACAGACUGUGCAACUGCCUGAAGGACAGGGAUGAUCAAGUGAGAUUAAAUCAACAUACAGUGAAGAGUGAAAUGCCAAACAUCAAGAGACUGAUCUGUCCAAUCUUCUUCCUAUUCCGCCAGGCUCCAGAGAGGGACAAGCAAACAGGGGAUGAAAGGCCUUCGACGCCUUCUCCAUCACCCCAGCUGGCUGCUGAGAAGAGCUCAUACCUCUACUCCACGGAGAUCACGCUGUGGACCGUGGUGGCCGCCAUCCAGGCCUUGGAGAAGAAGGUGGAUUCCUGCCUGGCCCGCCUGCUGACUCUGGAGGGCCGGACGGGGACGGCCGAGAAGAAGCUGGCCGACUGCGAGAAGACGGCCGUGGAGCUGGGGAACCAGCUGGAGGGCAAGUGGGCCGUGCUGGGGACCCUGCUGCAGGAGUACGGGCUGCUGCAGAGGCGGCUGGAGAACGUGGAGAACCUGCUGAGGAACAGGAACUUCUGGAUCCUGCGGCUGCCGCCGGGCAGCAAGGGCGAGGCCCCCAAGGUGCCCGUGACCUUUGAUGAUGUGGCCGUGUAUUUCUCUGAGCCGGAGUGGGGCAAGCUGGAUGAGUGGCAGAAGGAGCUGUACAAGCACGUGAUGCGGGGCAACUACGAGACGCUGGUCUCCCUGGAUUAUGCCAUCUCCAAACCAGACAUCCUCACCCGGAUGGAGAGGGGAGAGGAGCCUUGCCCGCAAGGCCCGAGGGGCCGGGAGGAGGCGAGUGACAGAGAGGACACGUGCCCAAGGAGGCUGGGCGCUGGCCUUCCUCCAUACCCAGAGCACAUCUCCAGCCCAGUCAGCCCUGCCCAGAAGGAGCCAAAAGAAGGUCAGGCCUCCAAGCACCAGCAAGACUCAGAAACAAGAGUAACCCCACCUGAAACGAGCACCGGACCGCUAGCCAGCACUAGCGUUUUGUCCUCAGUUAAACGGGAGGAAGAAUCUUCAGAUGGGGAGUCACCCACCUCCCCUCCCAGGGACAUCCUGCCCGGCAUGGGGCCAGGUGGUGGCGGCAUGAUCAUCAAGACGGAAGCACAAUCUGAGGACGAGAUGAUGCCUGAGCAGCUGUCCCUGGGGGAGUCCCCGAGCCAGCCAGAGUGUAGACUCCCCAAAGGGCCCAGGAGCAGGACCGGGGCUUCCGGCCGGCCUCACUCGGGGGCAGUGCCCAGGGCGCGGGCAGGGGACCCUCUGCCACCGGGGGCACCGGGGCCGGGGGGCGAGCCGCCUCGCAUCCUCCCCCGCCGGCGAGAGCGGGCCUUCCCCUGCCCUGACUGCGGACAGAGCUUCCGCUUGAAGAUCAACCUGACCAUUCACCAGCGGACCCACGCGGAGGAGGAGCAGCAGCGCGGCGAGGCCCGGGGCGGCUCGGCCUCCGGGGCCGGGGCACGUGCCCACUCCGCGCUGGAGCCGGGGGAGGUGGUGGUGCCCGGCCCCGUCAUCCGCUGGCUCCCAGAGGGGCCCGAGGGCCGCCGCUGCUUCGUGGGGCGGAGGCCGGCGGCCGCCAAGGUGUACCACUGCAGCGAGUGCCUGCGCUUCUUCCAGCAGCGGAAGAGCCUGCUGCUGCACCAGCGCCUGCACACAGGCGACAGCCAGGGCUGGCCCGCCUGCCCCUACUGCGGCAAGGCCUUCCGCCGGCCCUCGGACCUCUUCCGGCACCAGCGCAUCCACACGGGCGAGCGGCCCUACCCGUGCCCGGAGUGCGGCCGCGCCUUCAACCGCAACCACCACCUGGCGGUCCACAUGCAGACGCACGCGCGCGGCCAGGGCGGCCCGCACGUUCCGGUCACCCCCGCCCGCCUGGGCAGCCCGCUGCUGGCACGGCCCAGCCACUCCGAGGAGGGCUGACCGGGCAGCAGCCUGCGGGGCACCCCCUGCAGGACCACCUCUCCACCGGCGGAGCCUUUCCACUUGUGCCUGAUGCUGGUUCCUCCUUCUGGGAUGGCUUUGGAGAGAUCUUUUUUCCCUUCAUUCAAAUGGGAAGCAGUGGCCUUUUUGAUGACAGAGUGUAUGCGUGCCAGAUGCCUCAGUUUCCUAAGUUUGUCACUCUGCUGCCUUUUCUACAUUCCUGACUUAUACAGGAGCCACUAAGGCUUAGAGGAUGCCAAGCUUUGGUGGGGGCCUUUGACGGGUACCAUGGACAGGCAACAGGACCAGAGGCCAUGGCCUUUCUAGUAGGUGGUGUUCGAGACACGGAGAGCCUGGGGUUUGACUUUAUACACAGAGGUCUUGGUCUUCUGUCAACACGAGAAACAGCAGAGUGGACAGCCUGAAGAAUAGGCACUGGAAAUUUGAGUUUCCUACUGUUAUUUUGAAACUUUUUUAUGGAGAUUUUCUAAGUGCUUCUGUAAGUAUUGUGUGUGGUUGUAAAGGGGACCAAGAACUCCUGAGGGGCAGGGAUUAUUCUGCCACCUCCUUAUGUGUGGGGAUGGCAGAGGGACUGUCCAGACCAGCCUGGGAAUGCCUGUUGAUGGGGAUGCCUUGGCUGCUGCCCUGGAAACCAGGUGUCUUCCCAGGUGUGUGUUCCUUGGCCUAGACUGAUUCCCAGUAUUCCUGGUCCUUUCCGCAGUGGGUGUUCACAUCCAUGAUUGCCUUUGGUAAUCAGCUGAGAGCGGGGAACUGCAGCCUGGAGUGGAUGACAUUUCCCCCAGGGUCUCAGUGUUCACGGGUGUGCGCGCUCCAUGGACUGGACCCCACCCCGACACCUGGGGGCGUGGGGGAGGUCAGGUGCAGAGCGGGCCCAGGAAGUUCCUCCCGAGAGGAAGAUCCUGGUCUGAGUGAGGCUGGUCAGCCCACAUGGACUGUGGGGUUGCCAGGCCUGAUUUGUCACAUUAAAGGAGAGGGUUGUCUUCUAGAACUUGGGGCUCAUGGCAGAGUUAGGCCAGGAGAUCUAGGUGAAUCUUUUAACCACCUCCAUCCUCGUGUUACUUGUUUGUCGAAGGUGGUAAUGACCCCAGUGCAUCCUACCUCACCUUAGAGUUGUCAGGGUCAUAAUAGAUUUAGAGGCAGCCGGACAAAUAGGAAGCCUGAUUUCGACCUUCCUUUCAAGUUCAGGGCCCCCUUUCUCUUUCAUGUUGAUCUCCAGCCCUCUUCCCAGUCAGAAUCACUCAAGAAGGACCUUUAUUUUCUGGAGUGAGUGGAAGGUCCCAUGGGUGCAGUGAGGUAAGACUUUCCCUUUGGGCUAUAUCCCCCAGGAGCCUUUUGUACCUCAGUGGAACAAAUUCUCACCAAAGCAAUGAGGUUCAAACUGUGGAGGUUCGGGCAAUAGCAUUGGGCCCCAUGGAGAAGUCUUGAUGGCAGCUAGCUUCUUGUGCCUCUUAAAUCACACCACUUUGGGUGCUCCCUAUAGGCCAGCCCUUGGUCUGGGUGAUUUUGAAGCUGGAGUGAUGGGUCCUCAGCACUUCUGAUUGUUGUCUUAUUUAUCUGGCACUAUGUGAAGUGUCCAGUGUUCAGGCCUGCUUCCAGGUGCCUGGGUCCCUGGCUGUGCCACUUCAUCUUGCCCCCCUCUGACCCUCGUACCUCUCCUAAAGUCCUGAACAGGGUUGGGGGCAGAUGGAAACAUUGCUGUCAUCUCUGGGGCAAGAGUAUACACGUCAGUGACCGCUCAGCCAAGCUCCUCUGGGCUUGGGAGAGGUGCCACCCUUCCCUGCCAUAGAUUGUGUUUGUCUGCUCUGGUAUCCCCCAGCCCUUGCCAGGGCCCCACAGUCAGGGCUGGGCUGUCAGCAAGUGCUCAGACAGGAUGUGGUGCUAGUGAAGCUGCUGAGAGCUUAGCCCUCAGCUGCAAGAGCUAGUCUCAGGUGUUUCCUUGGAAGGCCUCAGGGCUCAGAGUUUCCAGGCUUUUCUAAUGCUUAAUGCCCUGUGUAAAUACACAAACUCUAACAGAAGCAGCAAUCACUGUGCAGUGGUGUUCCUCUUCUUCCAAAGCAUUCAAUGUGCCAGGCUCCCGGCUAGGCCCUGUGAGUUUGCCUGGCACUCAAUAGGUGUUCAAAGCACAUUCUUUACUCUAAAAUGAGUCAGCGGAGGCUGCGUGACCUGGGAGGAUGGAGCCUGGUUUGACCCCAGACUCACUCCCAGCUCUGGGUCUCGGGUUCCUCAUUUGUAAAGCAAAGUUGGGGUUCUGGUGUUAAAGGCCCUUAAGAACUGUGAGGGUGGUGGAACCUUGGUGGCCC